Messenger RNA from Solanum stenotomum, 2721 nucleotides. Its product is annotated as DNA glycosylase/AP lyase ROS1-like. The transcript has 23 exons. Gene Ontology annotation, molecular function: DNA N-glycosylase activity; 4 iron, 4 sulfur cluster binding; DNA demethylase activity. The record is from RefSeq and is a predicted model, not a curated record. Gene Ontology annotation, biological process: base-excision repair. Bases 1 to 2721 code for a protein of 906 amino acids. NCBI's taxonomy places the organism in Eukaryota, Viridiplantae, Streptophyta, Magnoliopsida, Solanales, Solanaceae.
AUGGGAAAAGAUUCAGAAAAAGAUGGGUUAAGGGUAACCAAGACCCCGGUAAAGCUAGAGGCUGAGUCCCACUUUCAACACAAUAAUAGUUAUUGGCUUCGACCAAGGAAAGGAAAGGAGAUAUUUAGUUCGGAAGCAGUUAAAAGGUACUUUCUUCGUCAACGGAAAAUAGUAAAGGAAAGGCUUAGCUUGGGUGCAGCAGAUAAUGAAGAAAAAGACAGAUACAAAGGCUCGAAAAAAUGCUCAUCAAAAAAGCUUCGUUCAUUAUCAGUUCCUUCCAAGACUCUCCAAGUGUACCAUAGAAGACGUAACAAGUGCGAAAAAGUUCAACCAUUCAUUGAAGGGCAUAACAAGCCUGUCCAGGUGUACAAUCAACGAUUUAAGAAGAACCAGAGAUAUAACAAGUGCAAAACAGUUGAGCCAUCCUUUCAGGAAGGGCAGAACAAGAAGCGGAAAACAUCAACAGUUUCUACUACCAAAGGUUUAAAGGAUAGUCCUCACAAGAAACCAAGGCUUCAAGAAUCUAGCAGUAAAAGUGGACUCAUAGUGAAACAUAAUAAGAAUUCUCAAAUCAAUCACAAGAAGAAAGAUGCACAAGUUCCAACCAAUGAAACACCUAGUGACACAGACAAAAUGAUCUUGAGAACAAAAGUAAUCCUUGAUGAGGAGACGAUACGAGAAUGGAAAUUUCUGAUGGAAAAACCGGAACACAAAGGCUGCAAAUCUGAAAAGUGUGAUGAAAGAUGGGAAAUCGAGAGGACAUUGUUCCAUGGACGGGUGAUAUCAUUCAUUUCUCGCAUGCAUCUUAUUCAAGGUAAUAGACAGUUCUCUCAGUGGAAAGGUUCAAUUGUAGAUUCUGUGGCUGGGGUUUUCCUGGCUCAAAAUGUCGCAGACAACUUAUCGAGCUCUGCUUUCAUGUCCCUUGCUGCUCAAUAUCCUUGUAAUGAAGUCAGAUUCAAAUCAACAUUCCACAACGGAAAUGGGACGAAGCUGGAGAAAUUUUCAAAAGGAAGUUCUAAUAUUAAGAACAAGGGGAUAAUCCGAAGAACAAAUCCGAAAAGGGGUGCGAAGAAAAAGGAGACCAAAAAUCAGCAAUCUGAACCAAUCUUAAGAAGGAAAAGUCAGAAUGCAGACUUGGAAAGUGAAGCCAUUGAAUGGGAAAAUAUGAGGAAGUCAUCUUCAUUUGUUAAUCCCAAAGAGAGAAAUGAUAGCACGUUAGAUGCCAUUGAUUGGCAUGCAGUCCACGCUGCAACAGCGGAUCAAGUAUCGAAAGCUAUCAUGCAAAGGGGAAUGGACAAAAAGCUUGCACUAAGAAUUAAGAAUUUUAUCAACCGCCUGAUCCUGGAACAAGGGAAUGUGGAUCUAGAAUGGCUACGAGAAGUUGAACCAGAAAAGGCUAAGGAGUACUUACUGAGCAUUUAUGGUUUGGGAGUGAAAAGUGUGGAAUGCAUAAGGUUGCUAACUCUCCAACACCAAGCCUUCCCAGUUGAUACAAAUGUAGGACGAGUACUCGUACGACUGGGUUGGAUACCUAUUCAACCACUUCCAAGAGGACAAGAGAUGCAUCUUUUGAAUAUGUAUCCGGACGUCAAAGAUGUUCACAAGUAUCUCUGGCCACGGUUAUGCACACUCAAUUAUCUAACACUAUAUGAAUUUCAUCAUCAGAUGAUUACCUUCGGAAAGGUAUUCUGUACAAAAUCAAGCCCAAAUUGUAAUGCAUGUCCAAUGAAAGCAGAAUGUAGACACUUUGCAAGUGCUUUUACAAGUGCAAGACUUCCCCCGGGGCCAGGGGAAAACAGCUCUGCAAACGUCGAUACUGCUUUAGUACCAGUAGACAGUGCAUGCUCAUGUGCUGACAGUUCUCAAGCCCAGCUUGUUUCUUCUUUCGGGGAAACCUUGAAUUUGCAACAUUCAACCGGAGAUCACCAGAAUGAGCUCAUAACCUAUCCAGCAUUUGAAUGUAUUGGAGAAACAGAUAUUGAAGAUUAUUGUGCCAGUGACAUACCUACCAUCACAUUUGAUAGCCAGGCAUUCAUGGAAAAUUUGUUAAGUUACAUAUAUGAGAAUGAUCUCUCAACAAAAGACACCGAUUUGUCUAAAGCUUUGGUCAUCGCCACUCAAGAAGCACCACUGCCUAAAUUGAAGCAUAUGGGUCGAUUAAGGACAGAGCACCAAGUCUAUGAACUUCCAGAUUCACAUCCUCUGUUAGAAGGGCUAGAGAAACGAGAACCGGAAGACCCUUGCCCAUAUCUACUUGCUAUUAGGACACCAGCUUCAGAAGAACCUACAAAAGAGAAGUGUGAAUCCUGUAAUUGCGAUGAAACUCAAAACAAGAUCAAUGCAUCAAAUGUAGGCACAGGAAACAAUAUUGAGACUGUUAGUGGGACACUUUUGAUUCCGUGUCGAACAGCAAAUAAGGGAAAAUUUCCACUCAAUGGAACAUACUUCCAAGUAAAUGAGGUUUUUGCAGAUGAAGAGUCCACUCAACAACCAAUUGAAGUUCCAAGGACAUGGAUAUGGAAUUUGCCAAGAAAGACCCUCUACUGUGGUACCUCCAUCAGAGCAAUAUUUAGAGGGAUGUCCACAAAAGAAGUACAGAAUUGCUUUUGGAGAGGAUAUGUAUGUCUGAGAGGCUUUAACCGCGAAACACGAAUACCUGGAUCUCUUCCCCUUGACCUUCAUCGUCCAAUAAGCAAGUCAGGAAAAGCAAAAAGGUCUUAA